Molecule: messenger RNA, 508 nt
Organism: Myzus persicae (green peach aphid)
Lineage: Eukaryota; Metazoa; Arthropoda; Insecta; Hemiptera; Aphididae
Exons: 3
Coding region: 76-465 (129 amino acids)
Source: RefSeq, a predicted model, not a curated record
CAAAACAAAAAACUGCAACGAUUAGCAUAAAAAUACUGAUAAAAAAGUAUAGCGCAGACACGUCCAAUUCACGUCAUGUCGUUGUCUGCUUCUAACGCACAGACAAAUACUAUUUCAGACAGUCGAGGAAUUCAUAACGUCAACAACGGUUAUUUAUUACCGUUGAACAUAGGGCGCGCGUAUAGUACCAGUAAUUUCUCCACAAGAAAACAAAAUAGAAGCAUGCGACGUUCGACAUCAACGACGUCGUCUGCUUUAGCGUUGCUGGCAUUUCUAUUUUUUUUGAAUAUACUACAGAGAUCCUUGGAUGAAAACAAACAAGGACCAGUGUUGAUGACGCGCAUAAUAAAGCAGACAAAAAUACGACCGCGCAAUGAUUUCAUUGAAGACAAACAGUUAACUAUUGAAACUACUACUCGUGACAAUAUUAUGGUUACCAAAUUUGAAAACAUUUAUAAUAAGUAGGUACUUUAAAUAAAAAUUACAGUAAUGAAAUGACAUUGUGUAU